Sceloporus undulatus (fence lizard) is the source of this 2026-nucleotide messenger RNA. It is a transcript of the gene PDP2, whose product is annotated as pyruvate dehyrogenase phosphatase catalytic subunit 2. The transcript has 4 exons. Lineage: Eukaryota; Metazoa; Chordata; Lepidosauria; Squamata; Phrynosomatidae. Gene Ontology annotation, molecular function: cation binding; protein serine/threonine phosphatase activity. Gene Ontology annotation, biological process: protein dephosphorylation. Bases 252 to 1865 code for a protein of 537 amino acids. The record is from RefSeq and is a predicted model, not a curated record.
AGGAAGAGGAACCUGAGGGGGAAACGAUAGAAAGACGUUGGGAGCCGAAAUAGAUCUGGUUUGCAGCACGUAGGACAUUUACACUGGUCCUAAUCAGAAAACUAAUUCUGAAAUGUAAAACUGAGGCAUGGAUUAUGAAAAGGUUUAAGAAACCAGUCUCUCUUGAAAAUAUGUUCAACUGUUAACAAGAAUUCAGCACAAAUUAGACUGCUUUCAGAACUGCCCUACUUUAAAGCAGAAUUAUUGUUACAAUGUCAAGUAUUGUCUCACCCUGGGUUAUCAUCUCAGCCAGAAGCACAAUCUCUACUUUGCAUGGAAAAGGACGUUUGUACUCCAGGUGCCUUUCAAGUCAGCACAAAGUAGCAUGGAGGAGUUUGUUUACCAACUCCUCCUUUUCUUCUUUCCUGGCAAGUUGCAAUCGCAGCAUGAACAAUGUUGUCACUGUGAGAAAAGCUUUCAGGCAUACCUCAACAGAAGAAGAAGACUUCUCUUUCCACCUGACGCCAUCACAGAUCAAUGACAUCUUAAGGGCAAAUGAGUUGUCCCAUACAAUCUCUGAAUUUGAUGGGAAAAAUCCAAGCUCAGUCCUGAAAUUUGAGAGCAACCACUUGGCCGCCAACACCCCAAUGGAAGACCGUAGAAGUGCAGCUACCUGCCUACAGACCAAGGGAAUGAUGUUUGGAGUCUUUGAUGGCCAUGCUGGUUAUGCCUGUGCCCAGGCAGUCAGUGAACGCCUGUUUUUUUACAUUGCUGUUUCUCUGCUUUCUCAGAAAAGGCUAGAGGAAAUUGAGUCUGCCAUGGAGUCCAUGAAACCAGUCCUGCCUAUUCUGCAGUGGCACAAACAUCCAAAUGACAGCUUCUUUCAAGAGGUAGCCUCACUGUAUUUGGAGCAACUCAGGGUUUAUUGGCAGGACUUACUGAACAUGGACAUGGAACCAGGCUUUACGAUAGAAGAAGCCUUGAUCUAUGCAUUUAAGAGACUGGAUUCAGAUAUAUCAUUGGAAGUUCAGGCUCCCUCAGAAAAUGAAUUGGUAAGAAACAUUGCUCUUCAGGUGGCUUUCUCAGGUGCAACGGCCUGUGUGGCUCAUGUUGAUAGCGUCCAUUUGCACAUUGCAAACACUGGUGACUGCAGAGCAGUUCUAGGAGUUAAAAAUAAAGAUGGGACAUGGUCUGCCCUCCCUCUUACUAGAGAUCACAAUUGCUUCAACGAAUUGGAAAUUUUAAGGUUUAAAAGGGGGCACCCGCCAUCUGAGGAGGACACAGUAAUUGUGAACAACAGGUUGCUAGGAGUUCUUAUGCCUUCAAGAGCGUUUGGAGAUGUACGAUUCAAGUGGAGCCAAGAACUGCAGCAGAGUGUACUGGGAAACAGUUGCAACACAGAGGCUUUGAAUAUUUAUGAGUAUGCACUUCCAAACUAUCAUACACCUCCCUAUUUAACUGCAGAGCCAGAAAUUACUUACCACAAACUCAGAAGGCAGGAUAAAUUUUUAGUGAUUGCUUCAGAUGGCCUGUGGGACAUGUUGAGUAAUGAAGAAGUGGUCAAGCUGGUUGGAGAUCAUUUAGCUGAAGCGGAUGUCCAGAAAAGACAGCUGACUUUUAAAAAACCAGCCAAUCUGGGUUACAUGCAAAACUUACUCCUUCAGAGGAAAGCCAGGCAGGUCCAGUCCUAUGACCAGAAUGUGGCCACCCAUGUCAUUCGACAUGCAAUUGGCAAUAAUGAAUAUGGAGAGAUUGAUCCAGAAAGGCUUAUGGCAAUGUUGACUCUUCCAGAUGACUUGGCACGCAUGUAUAGGGAUGACAUCACAGUCACUGUUGUAUAUUUUAAUUCUGAUGUAAUUGAAGCUUACUACAGAGAGAAUGAAUAAGGUACCUGUCUUGCUAUGGGCAAAACACAUCAGUUCUGGGAAUCAUUAGGCAAGGUUUUUCCUGUUAGUUAAAUCCCUAGAAAUACUAUUGUGUAGAAGUCUCACUGAUCUUCAGCCGUGUCUUCUCAAUUCAGUACAAAUUAAAAUUGAUUUAGUUCAAA